AUGCACAAGAAGUUUCAAUAUCCAAUGCGCGAGUGGAUGAGUCCUUUUGCAGUUCUGCCUUUGUUGCGAGCAUCUUCUGCAAGCCUAAGUAUCUUCUAUAGGGACAAAAUCCUUUUGCUUAAGAUAGCAUUUUCCACCUGCAUUGCGAGCAUGUUGAGAUUUGAGCUGAUAUACUUCAUGUCUGGGGAUCACUCUGAUGUUGCAAGGCUUCAACAACCAAACCCUAGAUUGUGGUUAGAUAUCACUAAUAAACUGUUUCAUAGCAGGUAUGAUUCUUCAGUUUUAUCUGGCUUCUUGUUAAUGUUCAUUGCCAGCAUAGUAUGGUUGAAGCUUGUGUCCUAUGCACAUACCAAUUAUGAUAUACGAAUGCUAUCUCAGGAAGACAAGUCUUAUAGUUUUUCAGGCCUCAGUAACGAAGAAGGUGUUAGCUUCAAUCAGUUAGCAUACUUUAUGUUUGCUCCAACACUUUGUUAUCAGCAAAACUAUCCCCGUACAAUGUCCAUUAGAAAGGGUUGGGUUACCCGUCAACUUAUUAAGUGGGUGAUCUGUACAGGUGUAAUGGGCUUUAUCAUUGAGCAAUACAUGAAUCCAAUUGUGAAGCAGUCUCAACAUCCCUUAAAAGUGAAUCUUCUGUAUGCUAUAGAAAGAGUCUUAAAAUUGUCAGUUCCAACAUUGUAUGUGUGGCUUUGUAUGUUCUAUGGCUUUUUUCAUCUAUGGUUAAAUAUUCUGGCUGAGCUCCUUCUCUUUGGUGAUCGUGAGUUCUACAAAGACUGGUGGAAUGCAAAAACAGUUGAAGAGUAUUGGAGAAUGUGGAACAUGCCUGUUCACAAAUGGAUGAUACGCCAUGUAUAUUUUCCCUGCUUGCGCAACGGUAUACCAAAGGGAGUUUCUAUUUUUAUUUCUUUCUUUGUUUCUGCGAUAUUCCAUGAGUUGUGCGUUGCUGUUCCAUGCCAUAUAUUCAAGUUUUGGGCAUUUCUAGGGAUAAUGUUUCAGAUUCCACUGGUCACUCUGACAAAAUACCUCCAGCGUAAAUUCACUAACACCAUGGUUGGGAAUAUUAUAUUUUGGUUUUUCUUUUGCAUUCUUGGACAGCCAAUGUGUGUCCUCUUGUACUACCAUGACGUGAUGAACAGGAAUUUGAAGGAUUGAUUGAUCUACAAACGUUUUUUUGUUCUUAAUGAAGCGGACAUCGUGCACCAACUAUUAUUCAUAUUCACAUGGAAUAAUUUAGAAUGUUUCUUUAUUCUCUUGUGAUAAAACAUUACCCGGUUGGUUAGUCAAAUAUUUUGGAAGGUUGAGGACGUUGUUUUUUUUUUUUUUUGAUGAAAAAAAAGCUGGAUAAGGACAA
This is a messenger RNA of Zingiber officinale, 1348 nucleotides long. RefSeq names its product diacylglycerol O-acyltransferase 1-2-like. Bases 1 to 1149 code for a protein of 382 amino acids. The record is from RefSeq and is a predicted model, not a curated record. Gene Ontology annotation, biological process: triglyceride biosynthetic process. The transcript has 12 exons. NCBI's taxonomy places the organism in Eukaryota, Viridiplantae, Streptophyta, Magnoliopsida, Zingiberales, Zingiberaceae. Gene Ontology annotation, cellular component: chloroplast envelope; endoplasmic reticulum membrane. Gene Ontology annotation, molecular function: diacylglycerol O-acyltransferase activity.